CACGCCCCUUCUUCUGAGAGAUUUUCCGCAUUUCCUUCAGCAGAUUCCUUUUCCGGUACAUCAUGGCGCCCCCCACUCCACUUUUAGCAGUCCGGGGCUCGGACGGGACGUCACUGCUCCGCGGACCACCAGCCUGUGAGGAAAACGCUAGUUUUGAAAGGGACACCCGGCAAGGUAAAUAUCAGGAUUUCAGCAAAGAUGGGACAUUGUUUGCAUGGUGCAAUGGCGAAAAGGUGAGCGUGGUGAAGACUUCCGAUGGCUCGCCAGUUCGGUCGUUUGAUCUCCCCAAGACCUCCAUGUUGGAGUUCUCUCCUCUCAACUCUGUACUGGCCACCUGGCAACCGUACAGCAAAACCCAGGACAACCCUCAAGGAGAUGCCAACUUGCAGUUGUGGGAUCUGCAGAAUGGAGCCUGUCUCAAAGCCUUCUAUCAGAAGAAGGUGCAGGGCUGGUGUCCCAGCUGGACAGAUGACGAGAAGAUUGCUGUCAGGAGUGUCAACAACGAACUGCACUUCUUCGAAAACAAUGACUUUGGAACUAUCGCCAAUAAACUUCACUUGCAGAAAGUAUCAGAGUUUGAGUUGUCUCCAGGAGCACAGCCCAGCAAGGUGGCUGUCUACGUCCCUGGCAGCAAGGGAGCGCCCUCUUUCGUCCGUCUGUAUCAGUACCCUAACUUCGGCGGCCCCACCUCGGCACUCGCCAACAAGAGCUUCUUCAAAUCAGACAGAGUUGCUAUGCUGUGGAACAAAAAAGCCACGGCCGUGCUGGUCACAGCCAGUACGGAGGUGGAUAAGACCGGGGCGUCGUACUACGGAGAGCAGACCCUGCACUACCUAGCUGUAAACGGAGAGACCGCCGCAGUGCAGCUGUCUAAGAAUGGGCCCAUCUACGACGUGGCGUGGAGCCCCUCCUCCUCAGAGUUCUGUGUGGUGUAUGGCUUCAUGCCCGCCAAGGCCACUGUCUUCAACCACAAGUGCGACCCAGUGUUCGACUUUGGGACGGGUCCCAGGAACGCGGUCUUCUACAGCCCCCAGGGCCACAUCCUGGUGCUGGCCGGCUUCGGGAACCUCCAGGGCCAGAUGGAGGUGUGGGACGUCAAGAAGUACAAGCAGGUGUGCAAACCCCAGGCGGCUAACUCCACCCACUUCUCCUGGAGCCCUGACGGCGAGCACGUCGUCACGGCGACCUGCUCUCCCAGGCUGCGGGUCAGCAACGGCUACAAGAUCUGGCACUACACCGGCACCGUUCUCUACAAGCAAGACACGCCCCCGGGGGCGGAGCUCUGGGAGGUGCUAUGGCAACCGUUCCCUGAGGGGGUGUUCCCCGAGAGGCCGGUGAAGUACCAGGCGGCACCCAGCGAGCUGGGAACCACGGAAACCAAGCCGGCCCAGGCAUACCGGCCACCAGCGCUGCGGAACAAGCCUGUUACCGCCAGCUCCAAACUGCAUGAGGAGGAGCCUCCUCAGGACAUGAGGCCUGGAGCCACGGGAGACAAGCCUCUCUCCAAGACGGCUCUGAAGAACCAGAAGAAACGAGAGGCUAAGAAGGCAGCCAAACAGGAAACCAAGCCAGAGCUCCCAGAAGCCCAGUCUGAGCCCAAGUCUGAGUCCUGCCCGGCCAGCAGCACCCAGCCCACCUCUGGUGACCCCGAGCUCGACAAGAAGAUCAAAAACCUGAAGAAGAAACUGAAAGCUAUAGAUGAACUGAAAGAACAGCAGUCAUCUGGGAAACCCAUGCAGAAAAAUCAGCUUGACAAGAUGGAGAAGGAGGCGCAGUUGUUGAAAGAACUGGAGGAUCUGGAGUUAGGAGACUAGAACCUGGCCUCUUGGGUUCAGGAUACAAACAGUUCAGAGCCACUCAUCAAAUAACAGACAGUUUGGACGCAUCUGGGAUGGUUCUGACCAAUGCACUCACAACACACAUUUCACGUAAUGUCUCUUUUCUUAACCAUAAUCAUUCUUUUGAGCCGUAUUCCCAAGAAUUAAACAAAAUACCAUCCAAGGUACUAUUGCUAUGCAAUGUAUGUACAGAUUUAAAAGCCAACCAGGCUCUGUGGUGUUCAGAAUUGGAUUGUACAUAUCCAUUUAAAACUAUUUUUUUCCAGCAGUCAAUUUGAAAACUACAUUAACGCUUGUUUGAACACAAUAAAUUGUUCACAUUUCCUGAAAGCAAAACUUUUUUUGGUGUCA
Hypomesus transpacificus is the source of this 2189-nucleotide messenger RNA. It is a transcript of the gene eif2a, whose product is annotated as eukaryotic translation initiation factor 2A. The transcript is spliced from 14 exons. Gene Ontology annotation, cellular component: cytosolic small ribosomal subunit. Lineage: Eukaryota; Metazoa; Chordata; Actinopteri; Osmeriformes; Osmeridae. The record is from RefSeq and is a predicted model, not a curated record. Gene Ontology annotation, molecular function: ribosome binding; tRNA binding; protein binding. Gene Ontology annotation, biological process: translational initiation. The coding region runs from base 63 to 1814 and encodes 583 amino acids.